UAUUUGUACGAUAUAUCUUAAGACAGCCAUCCCUAAUGAAACAUUCAUAACAAGUGUGUGAUAAUAUUUGUAAAACUUGAUAUCCAAUAAAUAAUCUUAUGUUCUUUAUAAAAAAAAAAAGAAAAAAAAAGGAAAAAAGAAAAAAAUGCAUAAGCAAAUAAAAAACCCAGGAAAAUAUAUAUAGAAAAAAAAAAGAAACUUACACUCGUAGUUUCAUUUUGUUAAAGGUUAAAACUAUUAAAGAAAUCGCUUGAACGAUUUAUUUACCAAAGGUGAUAAUGAACUUGAAUAGUAAUUUAAAUUUUGCCGCCGAUCUAAUCGAACGCUAAAGAGGGCGCCACUGUAGCACGUUACCUGUCAUCGCCAUCUGACGUCGAGGUUAUACUGCGAAGCGCAUUCAACGAUAGAUAGAGCCACGGGUUGGCCGUGUGUGUUUAAAAAAAAAAAAAAAAGAAAAAAAACGAGGCAAAGGAUAACAAUAUACACGGCCGGGAGUGCGGUGAAAAUCGGUGAAAUGGUGGAGUUUUGGUGUGGGUAUAUUUAGAAAUCGGAGUGUACGAUGUUGGAAGGUGGUCGUGCAGCGAUCUGGCUCCUUGUAUCAGCCCAACGUGCUGCACGCCACCCGAAAGAUUUACGUACUAACCCUGUUGCACCUGUUUGAACAAAACAGAAAAGAAAAAAGUAAACAAAAAAAACAAAAAAAAAAAAACAAAAAAAAAAAAAGAAAAAAGAAAGCAAAAGACCCAAUAAAACAAAACAAAACAAAACAAAAAAAAACCACCAGUCGCAGAGCCCUGCACCGUAACCCCAUGACGCAUUUAACACAUGGCCCGCCUGGAGAUCUUAGAGCAAGCAGCUAUCCGUUUAUAUCCAAGAUAAUAACGUUGCUUCUCGAAAAUGCUCUCCAAUGAAGUAAAGACCAAGGGAUCCUAUGAAAAGCAAAAUCUUUGCAUAACGCACUCUCCCCUACCUACCGAGCUUCUUUUUUUAGCUGAUCUAUCUUCUAUUAUCUCUUUCAACCGAUCGCGUAUAUUAGAAAGGCGACAAAAUAACAAAAGAGAAGUACCGAGCAUAGUGGUGCAUAAAGGAAGCAGGUCGCAAGGUCGACCUGAGAGUCCAACUGUGGUGGUACGCGGAGGAAUGCCCUCGUUGCCGUCCUCCAGGCAAGGCCUCGUCCUCGGUGGCUCCACUGCAGCUUAUACAAGUGCCUCGGGCUCGGAUAUGAUAGACGGGAAUGCCAACCCCACCGUCGGCAGCAAUCCCGCACCGAACUCUCAUCACCGUCCCACGCCAUCCUGCCCACCUGAUAAAUUGGAUACGGAGAGCAAGAACUUUCGGAAUAGGACGAGUACGAAAGUGAAAUUGCUGGUCAGAAGUCAUGCUAUAGGAGAAUCAACGUCUCCGCCGAGAGAACCGCACAAUAGUCCGUCGUCACCGCACAGCGCUCAGUCGGUCGAAACAGAGAAAAAAUUCACGAGUAGCCUCUCGCCAAACUCAAACAAUUCAAAGCUUAACAACAACGAGCCGAUGUUCAACAGCAAUCUCUGUACGACCCAGUCACCUAAGCAAAUGCGUAACACGGCUACUUCGCCCACUUGUCGAGUUCCAUCGCGAAAUGGUCAAUCUAGUCCCUCUCAGGUACAUUCACCAAAGAACAUCAUCUCUCCGACGAACGGUAAUAAUAAGUCGGAUAAUAAUCAUCGUUCGAAGUUAUCAUCGGGCUCGAAUAUCAUACAGAAAUGCAAUAAUUGCGUGAAAAACAAUCAGAACGAGAGACCGGGUUUGUUACAAACCCCGGUCUCUCCGUCGAAGACAGGCCAGGCACUCCAGCAUUCACCGAAAAGUACGAAUUUGGCACCGAAUGCGCAGAACAAUCAACAGAGAUCGGAUCAACGAAGGCCGAACACUCUUAACAUAUGCAACAACCAAUGUUCGGCACAAUGCGGUAAUACACUUUCCGUAAGCAGGCCGAGCUCGAGACAUAAGCUCAGGCAUCAGAAUUCGUCACAGGGUAGCUUCGACAGUGCAUCGCCGUGUUUAUCUCGAGAUAGUAGUACCGAGUUGUACACAGACAGUACCGGUAUCGACCUUGAACAGUUCAUCGCAGAGACGAUAAAUCGUAAUCAAAAGGAUCGUACUGUCUUAUUAAAGAUCGAGAAAGAAUUAAUUGAAUUUGCUAAGGAUAGACAAAAGCUCUGUCAUAAGUUCCCAAAUAUGUCAUCGUACAACAGAAUGUUGGUACACAGAGUGGCGGCUUAUUUCGGUAUGGAACAUAACGUAGAUCAAACGGGACUUAGCGUGAUCGUAACAAGAACUAAAAACAUGCGAAUACCUGACACACGUUUCAAGGAACAUAUCAGGGACGAUUUAAUAUUAUCCGAGGAACCACGUAGGAGUAUACUUAAAAGAGAUUCAAAUUCGUUUGAAGAUAGUUUCAAUUUUAAAUCGCCCGAUAGAUUGUCGGGUGAUUAUUGUCGACGUAGCAAGAGUUUCGAGGAACGACAGGAACAAUACGAAAGGACAAGGCGAAGGAUAUUCAAAGGGAGUAGCGGAGAUAGCAACGAAGUUGCUUCCUGGCAAUAUUGGUCUUCGUCUGAAAGUUCCGAUGCCUCCGCUAGGUAUCGCUUAUUAUAUCCUUCGGAUCAUGCGAGCAGACAAACUCGAUUGCUGAAAGGUGAAUCCCUCGAUACGAGAGAAUCUUACCGUGCUGAAGUUGUACGACCUUCGGUUUCUAAAUCGUCCAGUUUUGACGGCUAUACGAGAGGCAUGCUAUCAAGAGGGGACAGCGUAACGUCCACCCAUAGUGCUGGAGCUCGUCUCAUGAAACAAGAUUCGGGUGCAAGCGUGUGUUCCCGUUUAAGCCCAUCCAGUAGCGGGUAUAAAUCUCAAAGUCAACGCAGCGACGCUACGAUCUCACCAUCCCCAUCGCCGUCGCCCGUGGCAGCAAUGACAUGUAGUCAUACUCAAGUAUCUAGUCAGGAUCUAGCUUCUCCGGAAUCAAGUAAUCAAACGGUGAUGUGGGCUAUUACCAGUCUAUCCAGUGUACCACCUGGUAGCAUCAUCAUUAAUCCUCAAACGAAUCAACCGUACACGAAUGCCGACGGUUCAAUAUAUCGUUUUGAUCCGGAAAAUCCACCAAAGUUCUUUUCAACGGAAAACGAAAAUAACGGCCAUCAGGCAACUACUAACAAACAUAACGAAAUGUCUGAACCAACCAAAGCUGCCAGACAGAACGAAUCCAAAAGUGAAAGUAAAAAACGUUCGAAGUCUAAUAAUAAUAAUAAUAAUAACAACAAUGGUGGUAAUGGUACACCACCAACAACAACGACGACGACGACGACGACGACGACGAGUGCUCACGUGACGAAUACCGCAACGUCACCUAGUUUGCCAUUUACUCCACCGCCACCACCACCUCCACCUCCACCACCCCCACCAGUUUUAACGCAACAACAAAACACGCCUGUUCAGCAGCAACAAACUCUAGUCAAGCCGUCCACGACGGUGCAAACGUGUAGUCAUAAUCAAACGGCACAACCGUACACGAAUUAUGUACCUACCUCAGAACCGUACAACCAAGGUGUCUAUCAAUCACCUGGAAUAGGACAGCAACAGGCUGUGAUGAUGUCGACCUCUCAUCCUACUCAGGGUCAAGCUAAUAUGCCGAACGGUCAAAAUGAGGUUGCGUUCAACCAAAAUCCUCCUGUUUAUGCCAAUUACGGUGGUGUGCCUGUUCAGCAAGGAUCGAUGCCACAAUCUAACGAGGUAUCCGAUUUAUCCGGAUAUUUCGUUGGUAUGAAUAUCUACGAUCAACGUGGCGCAGGCGAUAAUCAUUCGACGCCACCGCAUACCUAUCCUCAACCACCCCCAUCUUCCAAUCAAACUAUGCAAAAUGUGCAGACGAUGCAACCUAAUUAUUGGCAACCUCCGCCAAACCAAAUACCGCCACAGCAAACGAUGUACUUUGUCCCACCACCAGGAACAACGAUCUCAGUAGGACAAAAUCCAGGUGAUAGACAACAACUACAUCAGCAGCAAAGAUUUACACCGAAUUACGCUUUUAAUGCACAAACUAUGACGCCACCGAGUCAAUCGAAUGCAAAUUAUAUGAGCAGCUAUCCGGUAUCUUACAACUCGGUCCCUGCUGUCGCUCCAGCACCAGCCGAUUAUACUUAUCAACCAUCAGUACAUAUGGUUCCAACGUAUUACCCGCCACCAGGGCAACAGCCUAUGCAGCCACCACCAGUUAUGUACAGGGUGCCUACACCACCGAAUACUCCGAUAUCGAAUCAGAUGCCCGGAGUGCCGUUGAUGUAUGUCAACUCCGGCAGUUACGCACCACCAACUAUGGUAUCUGGUGGGACCUUUGGACAUCAGGUUGCACAUAAUGGUACAUCCCCUGCGCCACCUGGUACUUACAUGACUCCCGCGCUGGUUCCAAAUCUUGUUUUUAGGCAAAACGUUCCUGUUGUCACUGGUGUUCGAGCUUCGACACCAGGUAGCUCUCAAAGAGCAAGCAGGUCACCUACUCCGGCGCACGAACUGUUCGGUGGUGGAAGUGGGGACAGAAACGCACAACCUCAACCACGCUACCCACUGCCAAUGUAUCAGGGUGUCCAUAUCGUGCAAGGAGAUAUGAGACUGAUGCAUCCAGGAGUAUCUGCUAAUCCUCGGUUACCAUACGCACCGGUACCAUCACCACCUGUUGUUCAAGGUUGCCCACGGCCAUAUCGACCACCCUCUUAUUCUUCGAACACCUCGGGCGGUGGCACGCCUACUUCGUUCGACGGAAGAAAUCAAAAGAUUCGAAAACAGAGGUCCAAGGUAGCAACUUUACCACCGAUCAAUGCACGGCCCAAUAUUUAUCAGACUCCUUCCAUGCCAUCGCUCUCGUCCAAUGUACCGAAGGAUAUCAGAGAAGAUCGAUACGGCGAAUGUGCUGGAGAGGGCGGUUCCUGCUUUCGCGAGCAAGCUCACGAGUCCGCAGAGUCUUGGUCUUUCUCGAGAUAAAUCUAUCGUGUGUGCCACGUUCCAAUGGAGAGAGAAAAAAAAAAAAGAACCGUAAAGGUGACAAUCACCCGUCGAAACCAGUUGGUACAAUAUUAAGUAACGAGGCUGACAGAAGAAUUCAACGUUGAUAAUAACAACAGAAGAGAGAGAGAGAGAGAGAGAGUGAGAGAGAGAGAAAGAGAGAGAGAGAGAGAGAGAGAGUGUGUGUGUGGAUGGGUGGGUAGGUGGUUGUUUGGGUGGAUUGGGUGAGGGUUGAAAAUCAUUGAGGAAAUGAAAUUUAAAAGAAAUGAACUACAAAGAAACAAAACAAAACAAAAUAAAAUAAAAAUAAUGAAGGAGAGCGAGAUAGAUAGAUAGACAGACAGACAGACAGACAGAGAGAGA
Vespa velutina is the source of this 5394-nucleotide messenger RNA. Its product is annotated as R3H domain-containing protein 1-like. The transcript is spliced from 18 exons. Gene Ontology annotation, molecular function: nucleic acid binding. The record is from RefSeq and is a predicted model, not a curated record. Lineage: Eukaryota; Metazoa; Arthropoda; Insecta; Hymenoptera; Vespidae. Bases 898 to 5010 code for a protein of 1370 amino acids.